Molecule: messenger RNA, 2169 nt
Organism: Colletotrichum karsti
Lineage: Eukaryota; Fungi; Ascomycota; Sordariomycetes; Glomerellales; Glomerellaceae
Exons: 4
Coding region: 1-2169 (722 amino acids)
Source: RefSeq, a predicted model, not a curated record
AUGGAUCCCGUCUCAGCACUCGGUGUGGCGUCCGCCAUACUGACCUUCAUCGAUUUCAGUACGAAGGUUUUCCGCAGCGCAAAGAAAAUACACGACGCUCAAUCCGACGUCCUGGAAGAGAAUGCGACGUCCGAAUAUGUUGUCAACCGUAUGCAGCACUUCUCAAAGGCUGUCUCAGAGGAGCUAUCGAUUUUAGACUCUUCCAACUCAACACUUACGGGUAAUGAUGCUCAGUUACGCGAGCUGGCCUUCAAAUGCAAGAAGAUUGCAGAUGAACUUGUCCAGCUGCUCGAAGGACUGAGGAUAACGGAUUCAAAGUCCUGGACUCAGGCGGUUCGGGUGGCUUGGAAGAACGAAACGAAUCGCAGCAAGAAGGACAGACUGGACAAAGAGCUCGAGUUCUGCCGAAGUCAAUUUCAAGUAGAACUCGACUACUACACACGCAAGGAAACCAUAACUCGACUCAGCGCUUUGCUCGAACGAUCCAAAGACAACAAUAUUCAGAUGCAAAAGCUGCAAGAAUGUGUUAUUCGAUUUCAGGAGACCCUCAAGUCCUCGGUUUGGAACGAGACUGCGAAAACCCAGAUUGAAGAGUUAUUACGUCUCCCAAUGGAGACUCUUGCUGCCAUCGCACAAGAACGAAUUCUCGGGGGGAUCAGGUUCAGCGGAAUCGAGCAGCGGUUCAACGACAUUCGACCAGCACAUUUCGAAACCUUCAAUUGGCUUUUCUCCGACAAAAAGUCGACCUCCGAGGAGCUGCUGCAAGCGGGACAUUCUGCCCACUACGAUUACAAAUACGAUGAUGAGCAAAAGGCACGAGAAAGAAAUAGACAAUUGUUCGCCCAAUGGCUUUCAUCUGGAAGCGGUGUAUUUCACUUCUCCGCCAAGCUAGGCGCGGGAAAGUCGACGUUAAUGAAAGAGGCCUGCAACCACGACGCCGUCAAGGCCAAGCUGAGGGAAUGGGCAGGCACACGCGAGCUCCUUCUUGGGCAAUUCUUCUUCUGGAGAGCCGGCACACCUUACCAGAAAACUCUCAACGGCAUGUUUCGCGGCCUCUUGUAUGACGUGCUACGCUCUAAACCCGAACUGAUACCUCGGAUUCUUCCUUCGCAUUGGACCGACGCGAUUUCUACUCCGUGGCAAGCCAAUAAGAUCAUAGAGAUCACCAACGAGGCCAUAAAAGACUCCCUCGAACGUCUUGUUUCUGAGACCGCAAACAGUGGCUCAUUGCGCCUUUUCCUUUUCAUCGACGGUCUCGACGAAAUGGAGGAAAACACAACACAUACAUACCAGGACUUGGUGGCAACCAUUAGUAAAUGGGUCAUCGAGAGCUCCGGGAACGUCAAAGUCUGCGCCUCGAGCCGAGAGUACUUGGUAUUCCUGAAUGGCUUUCCCGAAAGCCAAAGGCUACACCUCCACCGUCUCACAAGACUGGACAUGCAAUGUUACAUCAGGGAUAGGCUCAAGGGUAUUGCCAACGCCAGCGACAUCGAUACUCUUUCUAACAAUAUCGUCAAGAAAGCACAAGGCAUUUUCUUCUGGGUGGCCUUGGUUACAAAAAAUAUUCGUCAGCAGCAUGGAGACGGUGCGUCGAUGGACGAAUUACUGGACCAGAUCAAUGCACUUCCCGAUGGGCUUUACGAACUCUUCAGACAUGUUCUCAUCUCACUCGAAACGCCUGUCCGUAAGGUUGCAUAUGAGACAUUUGCAAUGAUGCAAGAAGCGAGAUCUUGGAGAUUCCCAUUCAUGGCGAUCGCAUACGCGUUUUUCAGAGACUGGAAGAAGAGUCAGCAGCCAGACUUCGCCGCGACACAUGUCAUUGCGGAGAGUAAUACCACAGCGCUGAUGCUCGAACGAUCAAGAAUGGACGUAAGACGUCGGUUUGAUAUUGAACAAAUCGAGGAAAUGCAAGAUUGGGGACCGGAGCGGGUUGUUGAAGCAUGUGGUUUCGAGAAUAAGGAUCGGAUUUUGAGCCUCAUACGCGGUCAGACCAGACAAACUGGUCGUCUUCUCGAAGAAACUCCCCCUUCCAACCUCGAACCAGAGGAGAUUCCACCGGAACUCUUGGAAGAGGAGUCUCCCACGAACGUGUCUCUCAGCGACGCGGCUGGAACUUGGGGUUGGCUUAUUCCCCUGGUCAUAGGCAUGAUGCUGGGUAAGUCGCACUAG